Messenger RNA from Trichomonas vaginalis G3, 876 nucleotides. Its product is annotated as organellar and viral DNA polymerase type B. Lineage: Eukaryota; Parabasalia; Trichomonadida; Trichomonadidae. The record is from RefSeq and is a predicted model, not a curated record. The transcript has a single exon. The annotation marks the transcript as partial.
AUGUAUCGGAAGUUGUCUAAGUUAGAACACUCGGAAAUAAAACAACUUCUUACAGAAGCUAAUAUAGAUGUUGCAAAACAUUACGCAACAAACAAAAAAGCACUCGCUGACUUCAUUAAAGACUAUAAUGGUGCAAUAAGUUAUGAUAGAAUUCAUGAGUUCAUAAAGCCGCAACGCGGCGAGGACGAAGUCCAUGCAAGAGCAUUUCCUUUAAAUGACGUUGCUAUUGACUUAUAUCAUAGACGUUCAGUACCUCAUGAAGUAAGAAGAGAAAUGUUUGACAUAACAAAUGCAAACGUUGGUGAAACAAGAAGAAGAGACGACACACUGAAACAACAGAGAAGAGAGAUGUUUAAGAGCGCUAUAGAACAAGUUCGCAAAGCUAACGAUGUCAUUCGUUCCAUUGACGACAAACCAAAAGAAGGUGAGAGAUGGUUAAAGAAAGAUGAAGAGAAUAGGAAGAGAAAUGUGAAGUCAGGCAAUAGACUCAUUGACUUUAACAUCGAAGCUUUAGAUGAACCAAACAGAGACUACUUACACAAACAUUUCGGUAAGGUUUUCAUGAGACUCUUAGAGAAAAUUAAAAUAAACUCACAACAGAGAUGGAUGGUAUGUUAUAAACUUGGUGGAAAGUAUGAAUGUUCUACGUUAAACCUCAAUAAUAUUGGAACAUUACUACAUCAGCUCUUGAAGGAGAACUUUAUAUCAGAGAUAGAAGCAAAUGCUGCAGGUAUUGUUGAAAUGCACUAUGACUUCUUCUUGACAAACAUAAAGAAUCUUACUGAAAUAAAGAUGUAUGAUUUAACAGAAUAUGAAGGCUUAACGAUGUCAGAUGUAAAGAAAGGCAAACCAAAAAAGAGACCAUAUAGAGAUGAA